UUUCCGUGAGUCCUCGCGCCUCUCGACUGAGACGGCGACGCUGCUUAUGUCACAGCCGUAAACACUCUACGGUCUCGGCACCAGCGUCAGUCGGUCCGGCGGCGCUGAGAGUGAUGGUGAUGGUGACGGCCGCCGCUCCGUUUAUCUUCCAGUCCGUCGUUUGAUGAAGAAAAGCCGGCCUCGCGUCGACGAAGCCCGCUCUGCGAUGGACGGGCACGUUUUCCCCGACCAGGAGCAGCUGCUGCAGUUCCUGCGGAGGCUUAAGGAGGUUUUCGACGUGUGUGACGAGGACGCUGACGGCUUCAUUCGGGUGGAGCACUUGCUGGACCUUGGUCUUCAGUUCGGACAAGGAGACGAGGUAAAGGCAUUGACCAGGCACCUGGAUCCUAAUGCUCACGGGAAAAUCAACUUCAAAGACUUUUGCCAUGGAGUGUUUGCUAUCAAAGGCUGUGAGGAGAUACUGAAGAUGGCUGUGGGUCCUCGCAGUGCUUCCUCCAGCCAACCGUCUGUUACUGACAAUGGUUACAUUUACCAGAACGGCGAGGCCAGGCUGCGCACUCCGAUCAUCAUGUGUACCCGAUCCUACGCUGAGUGCAAUGCCAACAGUGAGGUGUGUGGUGCUGAUGGGGAGUGUGACAUGGACAGCAGCACUGAGAACAGCUCUGACUCUCUGAAUCCAAAACGGAAAGACAGCCACCACCUCACUGGCUCAGCGUCUGCAUCUGUCAUCUCUGGAGAGGAGCAGUUUGAGGACUAUGGCGAGGGGGAGGAUGUGGAGUUCAUUCCUAUCAGCCCGUGCCCUGAGGAAGACAACCAAACUAAUGGUUUCUCAGAUUGUAGUGCUGGGCAGACUCCUCAGAAGAUGCGGCAGCUUUAUAACAGUGAGCUGCUGGACAUCUACUGUUCUCAGUGCUGCAAGAAAGUCAAUCUACUCAAUGACCUGGAGGCUCGACUUCGAAACCUCAAGGCUAACAGCCCGAACAGAAAGAUUUCCAGCACUGCGUUUGGACGUCAGCUGUUCCAGGCCAACCACAGUGUGUUUGGCUCGAGUCAGGGCAGCAGCACAGAGGAUCUGUUCACAGACAGCAUCGACUCCUGUGACCUGGACAUCACAGAGAAAGUCAGUUAUUUGGAGAAGAAAGUGACAGAGUUGGAAAGUGACAGUCUGGCCAACAGUGACCUCAAAUCUAAACUCAAACAGGAAAACACUCAGCUGGUCCACAGGGUCCAUGAGCUGGAGGAGCAGGUGAAGGAUGCAGAGGCGAGAGCAGACCAGUGUCUGGAGGAGGAGACCAGGAGGCACCGUGAGGUUUACAGCAAGAUGGAGAGAGACAGAAACCAAGAGUUGGACCUGCUCCACAACAGAGUACAGCAGUUAGAGGAAGAAAAUGGAGAGAUGAAGAUAAAUGUGUGCAGACUCAAGUCUCAGACAGAGAAACUGGACCAGGAGAAGCAGAGGAUGACAGACAAGCUGGAGGACACGAGUCUGAGGCUGAAGGAUGAGAUGGAUCUCUACAGAAAGAUACUGGACAAGCUGUGGUACAACCGCCAUGCAUUUCAAAAGGAAAAGGAGUCCAUGCAGGAGCUGAUCGAAGACCUGCGCCGGGAGGUGGAUUAUCUGCAGGUGUUCAAACUGGAGAUGGAGCACCCUGGAACAGGAAAGGGACUGUCCGAGUACAACGCCAAGACCAGGGAGAGUGAAAUGGAACAUGAAGUCAGGAGGCUCAAACAGGAGAACCACAAGCUGCGGGAUCAGAACGACGACCUGAACGCCCAAAUUCUCAGUCUAAGUUUGUAUGAGGCCAAGAACCUGUUUGCCUGUCACACCAAGGCCCAGUGUCUGGCUGCAGAGAUCGACAACGCAUCCAGAGACGAGCUGGUCGAUGCUUUGAAGGAGCAGGAGGAGAUCAACCUGCGUCUGAGGCAGUACAUGGAUAAAAUCAUUUUGGCCAUUCUCGACCACAACCCUUCUAUACUGGAGAUCAAAAGCUAAAUGUGCACUUACACACUCACACACACACGCACGCACGCACGCACACACACACACACCAAUAAUGUAUUGUAUAUCCUUCAGCACCACAGCAGUUGUUUGUCAAUAGACAAAUCCAGCGACCAAUGUGUGUUACGCCAUCUAGAGGCGCUGCCAUUACUGCAGUGGUGAGUCUCAUCAGCGACUCUUGGAGACGGCAGCAUGGAGAGUCGGACCGAUGACGUCAGACAGUGUUCACCCGUUACUAACAGACGCACAAUAUGAACGGUAACAGUAUUCACAUUUUUGAAUAAGAGCUCGACUUGUUGUGACAAUCACCAGAAGAUACAGAAAAACAGGACAUGGACUGCCAUGUUUCAGUAAAUGUAGAAUAGUGCAACAUAACGACUCUCUUGUUAGUUUAAUGGUGGAGAGUUUUAAUUCAUAUUAUAGACCGUGUGUAUUCAUUUGAACAGGGUCAGCUUGUUGGUCCUCUGCUCACGCAGGGAGACUGUAAUGUGUGCUGUUGGUCUGUCUGAAAUCAAGGCUUGAGUUUUUCAAACGGUGUCACGGUUGUUGGAGCAGUUGAGAACGACUCUUGUGUUACGACCCGGCUCGUUUUGGAGAGCAGUAACAUGUGAUUGGAAUCAGAAAUAAGGUGGAAUACGACAACUGGAGCGGCUCGGGGUAAAGUCAGGAGUUAUUAAACAAGGAGUGUGCACUUGCACGAGGAAAUCUAACAAAAGGAGGCUGUACACGUGCUGACAAAUAACUAAUACACAAAGUGAAAAACUACGUUCUUUUGAGGAGCACGCAUUCAAACAUGCUGCUGUUAUCGGGAGUCGCCUCCACAGUACUGGCAGUUUGCUUACGACCAUCACUACUUCAGAUCUCCAUGCCACCACCGUUACAUCUUUGAAGCCACUGAAACUGCCACAGUUCACUUCAUUCCUUAAAGACACUGUAUUGAUUAUUAUGUUGGAGAAGAGUGAAACACAAGCCACAUGUGAGGAGUGUGAAGAGUGCGUUACCAGUGUUUCACAUGUUUACUACACACUGUUUGCCAAAGCUGUCCAUGGGGUUGUAGAAUUAUUCAUCUCCCCGGCAGCAUUUAGUUUCUCUUAUCUAAUGUUAAAUAAAAGUCAUAAAAGUCACUCUGUAGCAGUGGCGGUGGCUGGUCUUUGAAAACAGAGGAAGCUCAUUUCAGGCCCAGUUAUUUAUACAUAAAUUCUUACAUACAUUCUGCAAAUGAACAACUAGAAACAAAGAAACGCGAUAAUGAUGUACAACUGAAAUGCUACACUCGUGUUUUUAUUUACAUGUACUAAUGAAAAUGGAGACUUCCCUCACAAAAUCCACACAGGACUGAGGCAGAAAAUCUCCACUGUUGUGUGUGUGUGUUUCUGCGACGCUGUCAAUCAAAAACUGGUUCCGCCGUUCAGACAUUUCCUCCAAUCAUCACGCAGAAGCCCAGCGUCCGUGUCCGCCCACUGCUCCACUGACUCCCAGAGAAGCUGAGCUUCUGUGGAAUUGUCCGAGAGAGAGAACCGUUGAUAAAAAGCUGAUUCUUCUCAGUAGAGGUGGGCAAGAUAUAUCAUUUAAGAUGACAUCGUGAUUGUUGUUUUAAAGAUUUGAAAAUUGACAUUCUCAAGUCCUAAAAUGACUUUAAAUCACUCCACACUUUCCCUGAAUGUGUGCAGCAGAAGCCCCCAGUGUCACAGGGAGAAAACAUGGAGACACCAGCAACUUGGUCUGUAAAGUUGUUUUAUUAUUUACUCUUGUUUGUGUGCGGCACAAUUUACCUUACAGUCGAGCAUCUGAAUGUUUACUACUGUAGUUCAGUUAUAAAUCUGACAAUUUUUACUUGAAUGCUUAAGUUUAAAGAAAAUAAGAGUUGUUUUCCUGAAACAGUGUCAAGUGAUAUAAUUUGUAAUUAAAUUAAAGAACUUAGCAAAUCAUUUAAUUGUUGUUGUCAAAAAGAUAUUAAGAAUAUACAUUA
Solea solea (common sole) is the source of this 3968-nucleotide messenger RNA. It is a transcript of the gene rab11fip4a, whose product is annotated as RAB11 family interacting protein 4 (class II) a. Gene Ontology annotation, cellular component: cleavage furrow; recycling endosome membrane; midbody. Bases 164 to 1993 code for a protein of 609 amino acids. Gene Ontology annotation, molecular function: calcium ion binding. The transcript has 15 exons. Gene Ontology annotation, biological process: endocytic recycling; regulation of cytokinesis. NCBI's taxonomy places the organism in Eukaryota, Metazoa, Chordata, Actinopteri, Pleuronectiformes, Soleidae. The record is from RefSeq and is a predicted model, not a curated record.